Molecule: messenger RNA, 585 nt
Organism: Pyricularia grisea
Lineage: Eukaryota; Fungi; Ascomycota; Sordariomycetes; Magnaporthales; Pyriculariaceae
Exons: 5
Coding region: 1-585 (194 amino acids)
Biological process (GO): cytoplasmic translation
Cellular component (GO): cytosolic large ribosomal subunit; ribosome
Molecular function (GO): structural constituent of ribosome; rRNA binding
Source: RefSeq, a predicted model, not a curated record
AUGAAGUACAUCCACUCAGAGGAGCUCCUGGAGGUGCCGGAGGGAGUCAAGAUCAGCAUCAAGUCCAGGCUGAUUACUGUUGAGGGCCCCCGAGGAAAGCUCACCAAGAGCCUUAACCACAUCGCCGUCACCUUCUCGCAACCCAGCAAGAACGUUAUCGGCAUCGAGAUUCACCACGGCAAGCGCAAGGAUGUCGCCACCCUCCGUACCGUCCGCACCCUGAUCAACAACUUGAUCAUUGGUGUCACCAGGGGCUACAAGUACAAGAUGCGUUACGUCUACGCCCAUUUCCCCAUCAACGUCAACGUUGAGAAGAACAACGAGACUGGCAACGCCGAGGUCGAGAUCCGAAACUUCAUCGGUGAGAAGCUCGUCCGCAGGGUCGCCAUGCAGCCCGGUGUUGAGGUCGAGAUCUCAAAGGCCCAGAAGGAUGAGCUCAUCCUGACCGGCAACUCUGUCGAGGCUGUCUCGCAAAGCGCCGCCGAUAUCCAGCAGAUCUGCAAAGUACGGAACAAGGAUAUCCGUAAGUUCUUGGAUGGUAUGUACGUCUCGGAGAAGGGCAACAUCGAGGAGAUUGCUGCAUAA